AUGUUAAAAGAUCCUUAUAUAAUCUACUUUUUUUCUGUUCCUUAAAAAAAAUUAAUAAAUGAAGGUUAUAAAUCAAAUUAUUUGUAAAUCAAUCAAUCAAUUAAAUAAAUCAAUCAAAAAUGUGAAUUUAUCAAUUUGGUAAAAAUCAUUAAUUGA
Molecule: messenger RNA, 156 nt
Organism: Tetrahymena thermophila SB210
Lineage: Eukaryota; Ciliophora; Oligohymenophorea; Hymenostomatida; Tetrahymenidae
Exons: 1
Source: RefSeq, a predicted model, not a curated record